AAGAGCGAGAGCGACGUGGUCGAGAGGGGCCGCCCGAGGGUAUAACCAAACCAGGUGGGGAGGGAACCUUCUCUUCCUCCUCCUCCUCCUCCUCCUCCUUGAUUUGCUCGCUUCUCUCCGAUGAGUUCUCCCACGCUACCCUCCAGCUCCGGAGCCCCUGGAUCCGCCGAUUCUUCUGCUGUCCGCCGGAAUUCCAAGCGUCCUAAGUACUCAAAGUUUACCCAACAGGAGCUUCCUGCUUGCAAGCCGAUCCUCACACCCAGAUGGGUGAUUUCAGCAUUUAUGCUGGUUAGCAUCGUUUUCAUUCCCAUCGGAGUUGCCUCUUUGUUUGCUUCCCGUGAUGUUGUCGAGAUAAUUGAUCGGUACGACAUUGACUGCAUACCAGCAUCCAAUAGAACGGAUAAAGUCCAGUACAUACAGAGCCCUGGGGACAAAACCUGCAUCAGGACAUUGAAAGUGCCUAAGCAUAUGAAGCAUCCUAUUUACGUAUACUACCAGCUGGAUAACUUCUACCAGAAUCAUCGCAGGUAUGUGAAGAGUCGAAGUGAUCAGCAGUUAAGGGAUAACAGCAGUGCAAGUGAUGUUGGUGACUGUAAACCGGAAGAUAUGAUUAAUGGCUCAUAUAUCGUUCCCUGUGGUCUCAUAGCCUGGAGCUUAUUCAACGACACCUAUAGUUUCUCGAUCAAUAGUUCGCAGAACUUGACAGUGAAUAAGAAGGGUAUCUCAUGGAAGAGUGAUAGGGAACAUAAAUUUGGUAAAGAUGUUUACCCGAAGAACUUUCAAAGUGGAGGUCUGAUAGGUGGAGCAACACUUGAUCCAUCAAUUCCCUUGAGUGAGCAGGAGGCCCUCAUUGUAUGGAUGAGAACUGCAGCUCUUCCUACUUUCAGGAAAUUAUAUGGGAAGAUAGAGCAAGAUCUAGAGGAGAAUGAUACGAUACGAGUGACACUGGGGAAUUACUACAACACAUACAGUUUUAAUGGAAAAAAGAAGCUUGUGCUUUCCACCACAAGCUGGCUCGGAGGAAAGAACGAUUUUCUUGGCAUUGCUUACCUGACUGUGGGUGGACUGUGCUUUUUCUUGGCCAUGGCUUUCACCAUCGUAUACCUUGUGAAGCCAAGGCAACUGGGAGAUCCUUCGUACUUGUCUUGGAACCGGAACCCAGGAUGGCACUAAGCAAUCAAAUGGAUUUCUUGAUGGCCUGUGGUUUGAUGCUUCACGGCUGUUUAUGUAGUUUUGUGUAUCAAAAAUCUUCAAGUAAUCUAUUUUUUUUUAUUUGUUAUUGUGGUUGAAAAGCAGUUGAAUAUGAGAUGUUAGAUCUUUGUAUAACAGCUAGACGAUCUGUACCUAACUCAAAGGCUCGUUCUUAUUAAUGACUUCCAUAGUACAGUGAUUGGAAUAAUGCUGAACUGGAGGGAGGAACCUAUGAAGUACGUCACCUGUAGUUCUUCGUUGGCCA
Rhodamnia argentea is the source of this 1456-nucleotide messenger RNA. RefSeq names its product ALA-interacting subunit 3-like. Gene Ontology annotation, cellular component: endoplasmic reticulum; plasma membrane; Golgi apparatus. The record is from RefSeq and is a predicted model, not a curated record. NCBI's taxonomy places the organism in Eukaryota, Viridiplantae, Streptophyta, Magnoliopsida, Myrtales, Myrtaceae. The transcript is spliced from 9 exons. Bases 121 to 1173 code for a protein of 350 amino acids.